GCUCACUCCAAUAACAGCCGAUACUUGUUAAUCCUGGAUUUACGACAAUGAGACUUUAACAAAAUACCUUGCUAUAUCAUGACGACUGUCUACUUGCGUUUCUCGUAGCUGAGACGAGACGAGAAGAGAUUAUUUCUCAAUUCUCUGUGAUUACGCGAACUACCGAGAUAUAAAUACUGUGGACCUAAAAUAAGUCACUAUUCUCGAUUGUCUUUGAUUCAUCGCUGUUGACGCGACAGGAGCGUGCGAUAGCAGUCCAUAAAUCCGUAACUUACGAGUCGAAUUAAAAUCGCGCUCUUUUGCAUCGAAUCUUGGACACAAUACUAUCUAACAGAAAGCCUUUUGUAGAUACAUACUUGGUCUCAAUUUUUUGAAAAACCUUUUAUUAAAAGUUCAUUUGCCUAACAAUUUGUGUAAUCUUUUUAAGAAUACAGAACUCGAGAUUUGUAGCAAUUGUCUCUGAGAGUUCGAUUUUUCUCUUGUUGCAAUAAUUUUGGAACAAGAUGGGCCGCUUUUUGAAGCUCGAGGAAAAGUGACGUUCCGCGGGGCGACGGCGCGCCUUGGUACGGCCCUGCCGCGGCACGACGAAAAUAGCAGACGACAGUGUGCUGCGACUCGACUGCGGCGGCCGUCCUGCGGUCCCGCACCCGCACCCGCCUCUUCGCGGUAUCCGUACUGUGUAUACUGGUGUAUACGUGAACGCGGAGGAGGCCGAGGAGAGGCGAUCCGUUCAUACUUUUAUCGAAAGUUUUCUUGAAGCGCGAAAAAUUUUUACGAACGACCGGACCCAUCCGCUGCAAAAAUGGCCGAGAUAACGGACUUCGGACCGAGGAAAACGUUUUUUGUACUCGCGAUCGUGUUCGGCUGCUUCACGGUGCUGUGGCCGAAAAUUCUGCAUCCCAUGUUCAUAGGAUUUGUCACUCCACAUCACUCCGCAUCGGACAACUCGGUGUGCUGCGAAGUAAUAUUUGAAAGCGAUGUCACCGCAGUGGACAUCAUGCAGGAAAUGUGUCAAAACAUAUUGAGGCACCAUCCGAUUGAUCCACGCGUGAGAGACGCGUUAAAGCUUAGCAAGCUGACCCCGCAAACCUCGAGCUUGUGUAGGGAGGAGGUCCUAGCCAGAUGCGGCAUAGACCUGUCAUCCUUUCUCGCCGAGAGAGAAAGCUUGGGAAAGACCUACAAGCAGGUGUUGGAGGAGAUUAGAUCGUUCAAUAGCUCCCUUUGCCUUAAAAUGAACUUUGGCGUGCCACUGUCACAAUUAGGGAUACCUCAUCUUAUCAGAUAUCAUAUCCUGAUGCCGCACAGUACUAUACCACAGGAGCGUCGUACUCCUCCUCAUGCAGGUGGAAUGCAUCCCGCGCUGAGGGAGAGGGGGAGGGCCAUACCAACCUCUCAUAUUGUACCAAAGGUAACGGACAGACAAAAAUCUAACCACGUUGUACCAAAAAUGAGGCCACCUCUCGGUAGUGCUGGUCACGGUGUUCAAGCACCCAAAGGAAGCGUAACAAUGGGAAUUGUCAUGCCACUGUAUACGAUAGGAAUAGUCUUAUUUUUCUUGUACACCAUUGUUAAGGUCCUGAAGAAAAAUUCCGAUAGCGAGAUUAUAUCGGAAUACCCGGGAGCAGCUGCUGAAAAGGAAUUUCGGAAAAUGGUAUUCAGUCCAGAAGCUCUUGCUACUGCAAUGACUGGAGGUACUCUGCAUUAUCCGAGAGAAAAGUCACCGCGCAGGACUGCUCCAACUAUCGAGGAAUUAAACGAUCAAGCGGCAGGAGACAUAGAGAUAGAUCAACUGAGACAACGUUUGGUCGAGACGGAAGCAGCCAUGGAAAGAAUCGUUGCCCAGAUGGGCAACAUAUCACGUUCAGUAAUGCAUAACUCGAGCUCACAGCCAGAAAUCAAGGAGGACACUGCAGACCAGGAAUCACAUAGUAGGGAAGGAGAAGAAUUAGAUGUAGCAGAACAGUCGCCAACAGUUAAAGUCAUGAGUAUGGAAAUGACAGCUAGUUGUGAAAGUGGACAAAAAUGUAGCAGACCCACCACUCCCAUUAUUCCUCCACCAAGUAAUGUUGAAAGGGAAAAAACGCCGCCAACACCCAUAUAUUUAGAGGGUGCACUUCCGCCGCAAUGUGAAUUACUCGUAACCGAUUCAGAAACUCAAGCCGAAAAGUCAGAGGACGACGACGACGCUCCAGUUGUUCUCUCAGGCAAAAUGACUCUCUCUCUCAUCAGCCUCGACCAGAUUCCAGCUGAUUCGGAGGCUGAAGAUCCAGAUAAAAAGAGAAAAAAGGUUUCGGACACUCAAGCGGAAAUUCGAGAUGUAAAAGAUAAGAAAAACAAAAUAUUGCAAAAGAAAGAGGAAGAUAAGGAAAAUAGAGAAGUAGAGGAAGAUGAAAAUGAAGAAGUAGAGGAACAGGAAAAUGGAGAAGUUGAGGAACAGGAAAAUGGAGAAGUAGAGGAAGAGGAAAAUGAAGAAGUAGAGGAAGAAGAAAGUGAAGAAGAAGAGGAAGAAGAAAGUGAAGAAGAAGAGGAGGAAGAAGAGGAAAGUGAAGAAGAAGAAAAGGGGGAAGAAGAGGAGAAAGAAGAAAAAAAGAAAAAAGAAAAAGAGCUAGAAGAGGAGGAGGACGAGGAAUGGGAGGAGGAUGAGGAGGACGAGGAAGACGAGGAUGAAGAUGAAGAUGAAGAUGAAGAUGAAGAUGAAGAAGAUGAAGAUUACAGAAAAGUGACUUACAACCUUAGAAAAAAUAUACGAAAAGAAAAAAAAUAAAGAACUCAGUUAAGAGUGAAAAGACUUAAAAGUAAUUCUGUUUCUUCAGAUGUGGAUCAGUGUUUACCAAUCUUUAAUAAGUCCUCUUAUUAUAAUGAAAAUAAUUAUGAUUACUAUAAUAUGUAAUAUGUAAGAAAGCUGGUGUAAUACUCUCACAAUAUGAAGACGCAUAAACUCGUUGGUUGAGCACUGCCAGAUAACCUAAAAUGUUAUAUGCAUCACGUUUCCGUUUUCUUUUUUUUUUCUUUUUAAUUGACAUAUAUUUCACAUUUUGUAGAAUCCUAAAUUUAUUAAUCACAGGGGCCAAAAGAAAGAGAGGCAGUGCUGUCUAUGUCACGUUACAAUGCCAUGAUGGCAUAGAUACAUCGAGCUAUAACACAUCUACUACUCGUAGUUAGAAAUUCAUGAAAUGGUGUUUUAGGAUUGCCCGAUAGAUAAAAAUAACAGAGCGUCAUUAAUCGGUCCAAGUGUAUCAUAAUAUGAUAUGCAUGAAAAAUUCGUGGAGAUUGGCAAGCACUGAUACAACUUUCACGAAAGUCAAAGAUCUUUUCUUUUUUGUACUACAGCUAGGGUUCACUCUCGUAAACUUUUUCUUCAUGUACUAAUCAUUGUUCGAUAAAUGUUUAAUUUUAUAUCAUAUUACAGCAUUUUUGUGUUUCAUAUUUUUAAUUUUCAUAUUAAAUUCUGUAAUUUACGCGCGCUUUCCGAUUUUUCUGUAUUUAUUGUGAAACAUAAAAUGCUUUAUUAUUUCUAUAAUUCUAGUCUCAGU
Messenger RNA from Temnothorax curvispinosus, 3533 nucleotides. It is a transcript of the gene RIC-3, whose product is annotated as myb-like protein X. The record is from RefSeq and is a predicted model, not a curated record. Lineage: Eukaryota; Metazoa; Arthropoda; Insecta; Hymenoptera; Formicidae. Gene Ontology annotation, cellular component: neuron projection; neuronal cell body; intracellular membrane-bounded organelle. Bases 803 to 2764 code for a protein of 653 amino acids. Gene Ontology annotation, biological process: protein localization to cell surface; synaptic transmission, cholinergic. The transcript is spliced from 8 exons.